Erigeron canadensis is the source of this 2124-nucleotide messenger RNA. Its product is annotated as zinc finger CCCH domain-containing protein 18. Bases 181 to 1740 code for a protein of 519 amino acids. The transcript is spliced from 8 exons. NCBI's taxonomy places the organism in Eukaryota, Viridiplantae, Streptophyta, Magnoliopsida, Asterales, Asteraceae. The record is from RefSeq and is a predicted model, not a curated record. Gene Ontology annotation, molecular function: RNA binding; metal ion binding.
AAGCAACAACAAGAAGAGCAAGAAAGAAAAUGAUAUACAUAUAGAUAUGGCUACAUAUAUAUACAUGUAGAGAGAGAAUUAUAUACAAUCAAUCAUGGAGGUGUUUUUAAGGCCAUGAAUAUAGAUUGUUCUGACCUUGGUCUUUCUUCACAAGCUUAAUUGAUUUGGUUAGAACAUAAAAUGGACUUCUCAGAAUCUACAAAAGUUGUAUAUGAUAGGAUCCAGAAGCUGGAACCCGAAAAAGUCUCCAAGAUUAUUGGUUAUCUUCUGUUGCAAGAUCAUGGUGAAAGAGAGAUGAUAAGACUAGCUUUUGGCCCUGAUAAUUUAAUCCACUCUUUGAUCAAAAAUGCAAAAACACAUCUCAAUUUAGCACCAAGCUCAGCUGCUUUACCUAUUUUGCCUCCCGGGCUAAAUUCUGUAUCGAGUUUGCCCAUAAAGUUCACACCUUUUUCUCCUGGCUGCCAAUCUUUAACGGUUUAUCCUGCUUCGUUUCCUGAAGAUUACCACAUUCAAAACCAACUUCGUUUCAUGUCAUUAGACGAUCAUAUCGAGCCUGCAAAUGGGCUAAAUUUUGUUAGCAACAACUAUUACUAUUCUGAACCUACAUUGAGUCCUAGAAUCAAUAGAAGGUCUCCUAGUUUACCUGAAUUGCCUAUCAAGAUUUGCCAUUACUUCGUGAAAGGCUCCUGUAGGCAUGGAAACAGCUGUAGGUAUUCUCAUGUUAAUCCUAUGCCCGAAACGCUCUAUCAGAUCUUUAGCCCUGGUUCAAAUGAAGACGAUAAUGUCUUUUCGCAUGGGUGUCUCAACAAACUAGAGAUGGAACUAACUGAACUCUUGAAGGCAAGAAGAGGGUUUCCUGUUUCUAUUGCUUCUUUGCCAAUGUUGUAUUAUGAGAAAUUUGGAAGAACGCUUCAAGCUGAGGGCUAUCUAACUGAGAGCCAGAGGCAUGGGAAAGCUGGUUAUAGUUUGACUAAGCUUCUUGCACGGCUCAAAGGAAUAACUCUCAUCGAUAGGCCUCAUGGGCAACAUUCAGUCAUUUUAGCUGAUGAAAUUGCCAAGUAUGUCGACUACAAUGGAGAUAGAAAUGAACAAGGUGGUAUAGUCGCAGGUUCUAAGCAGAUAUAUCUGACUUUUCCGGCUGAGAGUACUUUCACAGAGCAAGAUGUUUCAAACUAUUUCAAAAAAUUUGGGCCUGUUCAUGAUGUGAGGAUUCCAUGUCAGCAAAAGAGAAUGUUCGGAUUUGUAACCUUUGCUUUUGGGGAGACUGUUAAGGAGAUUCUGAGUAAAGGCAACCCACAUUUUGUGUGUGGUGCACGAGUAUUGGUCAAACCAUACCGUGAAAAGUCAAGGGACGAUAGGAAAGUUGGAGAUAAAUUUCAGCAUACUAUGUACUAUGGUGCUCACAGUCUUGACGCAGAAUCUGAGCUUCAAUCAAUGUCCAAAAUUAGCGAUAGUUUGCCAUCACCUGUGCUAACAGCAAAACACGCUAGUGAAUUGACGUCCUUUGGCUACUCACUCGAAGAGUUGCAGCUGUCAGAAGGUAAUAGAGGGGAGAUGAAUUUCUCUGCUGCAGAGCGAUUUGGUCAUUUGUUUGAUGUUUUUAACUACGGUUCAGCUGGUGAGGAAAGAAUUUGGCAGAUAAAUACCAAAUACAACGAGAAGGAGAACAUUCAGGGACGUGCUCUUCCUGAUAGUCCAUUUGCAUCUGCAUUAGGCAGUGGCAUAUCGACAGCUACAUGACUUUUAAACAUUACACAAGCGGACUUAGCGAAGACAUAUUCACAUCAAAUUCCAUUUCAGUAUGCAAACGGUUUGAUACUACAACAACAACAAAGUUUAUAGCAAAAAAGUGUCAGUUUAUAGCAUUUUAGGACAAAAAGCCAUGUUGCAAACUUGCAAUGGGUAUAAGGUAUAGAAAAAUUUGCAGUAUUUUACCAAGUUAUCGUGUGACAAUACUUAUAUAAAAAGGUCUUGAAUGCAUAUAAGCGAGAAAGAUAUAGUCUGUUGGUUUGUAUAAGUACAAGUUUUAGGAAUGAAAGUGUAGUGAGUUUGACUGAAUUAAGUUAUAAACUAAACUUUAUAUUAGUGCUUCUAAUAUAGUAAUAUACUCUUACUUUCUACAAA